Crotalus tigris (Tiger rattlesnake) is the source of this 2855-nucleotide messenger RNA. RefSeq lists its product as uncharacterized. The transcript is spliced from 4 exons. Lineage: Eukaryota; Metazoa; Chordata; Lepidosauria; Squamata; Viperidae. The record is from RefSeq and is a predicted model, not a curated record. The coding region runs from base 1237 to 2439 and encodes 400 amino acids.
UGUAGCAUGCAGAUGAGAAGGGCAAAGAAUUUCCAUUUUUCUAGGUUUUGGACUAUUCAUUGAAUUUUAGAUUGUACACUAUUGUUUCUGUAUUUCUUGCCUCAAAGUAAUGGGAAUGUCCAAAACAAUUUUUGGCUCUUGCAGGUAGUUAUGAUGUGGUGGGGGUGUAGAUAGGGGGGAGAGAGAGACAGGUAAAACUGGCUCGAAGAUCAUUUGAGGCUCCAGGGCCUCAGUUUCCCCACCCUGGCUCUGAUGCAGCAUUUUGUUUCAUUUCAUUUGCCUCAGUAAGCUCAAAUUAUAUUGCAUUCUUUCCUUCCCUCCCGGGCCUGAAGUUGAAUAUUUUCCCAGCAAAGAAAAUAAUAAAACAGAGGUAUUUGAGGGAAGAAAAAAGGAUUAUGUCCUUAUUGCUUAUUUUAAAAGUAACUCAUGAAGGGAUAAGUCUUUAUCAGUAGGUAAGUGAAAAACAGCUCCUCUGGCAUCCAUUUCAGAGAGAGUAGCAAUUAGAGAAUCACACCGAGAAGGAUGCUUUUUUAAGGCAGGUCUUGUGGUGAUGAUGAUCAUGGCUUUUUCAUUUUGAUCCCUCUUAUUCUUUUCAACCCCUUGGCUUUCUUACCCCUGAGUGCCAAUUGGGAACAAAGAUGUACCUCCCGUUGUUUUUUUUUCCUUUCUGGGCAAGUGAGAUUUAUCACAGUGUUUUGGCUAAAGUUCCAGCUAGAAGCUUUUUAGUUUUGCUCCAAGUGGGGAAGUUGUAGAUCUUAUAUUCUUGAGGAGCUAUUGGCUGUAGAGAGGGACAUGUCUUUUUUAUUAGCUAAUAUUUUCCUGUAGUAUGUUUUCAGCUUUAUUUAAGCCCUGAUCCUUUUUUGUGCAGUCUUGACAAAGGGCUAAACACAGUGAUAGUAGCAACUAAGGAGGAGGACAGAGGAAAAUGGGUUUACAGGUAGUUUUUGAAUUACAAUCACAAUUAGGACUAGAAUUUUGGUCGCUAAGCAAUGUGGUCAUUAAGCGAGUCAUCAUGGGACUCGACCCAAUUUUACCACCAUUUUUAUCCUGGCCAUUGAGUAAAUCAUUGCAGCUCUUAAGCAGAUCAAGUAGUCAGUAAGUGAACCAUGGAGCCAUUAAGCAAAUUCACCUUCCUCAAUUGACCUCGCUCAUCUGAAACCUGCUGGAGGACUGUGGGAUGCUGUCCACCAUGCGGCCUAUAUUUCAACAGAUGGCAGCUACACAGAGACCGUGCCCAUGCCGAAUCACGGCACACUGACGGCUUCCUCGCAGGGCUCUUCCUCUGCCACUAAAUCAAGGCGCCAGCCUGUUUGGACUGACGAGGAGACCCGGGCCUUCAUCCAGGUGUGGGGUGAUGACGCGGUGCAGAGUGCCCUGGCAUCAAACUAUCGCACAGUUGCACAGUUCCAGUGGAUAGCGGAUGAAAUGCGAGCCCGGGGUUACAACAGGGAUUGGGAGCAAUGCCGCGAACGUGCAAAAGUCCUUCGACGGGGAUUCAAAGAGAUAGUGGAUGGGAACAGCAACGCUGGCCACGGACGCCGCGUGUGGCCUUAUUUCGAAGAACUUAAUCGAUUUCUUUGCAUCAAGCAAAAUCUGGUCGUUCCACGGCUUUCAGGGAGCAACCCGAGGCCUCCUGUGGACCGUCGGCGUCGCGAGCACAGAGAAGCGCAAGAUGCCUCCUAUGAGCCAUCCUCAGUAGGCAAGAACGACAAAGGGACUUUUGAAGAGCCAGACGGGGACUGUCUGUUGUUGCCUGAGCCAGCAGCAUCUCAGCAGAGCGAAGGCAACAUGGAAAACCAAGUGGCAUCUCCAGCAGCAAAUUCUGAUAUUUCCAUGGAUGGUAGUGUUGGUCCUGGCACUCCCACCGAUCCUUUGCCAUCCAAUGACUCAGUUACUGCGCCAAAUCUGCGCCCUCGGCCCUUGACCGCUGCAGAGAGGAUGCGGAAUCUUCGUUGCCGGCAAAGAAAGAGAAGGGGGGAUACUUUGAAAGAGCUGAUGGAAGUCACCUCCCAGGCUACCAGUGAACUUGUCCGGACAUUGUCUGACCUCACCCAUAAAGAAGUGGCUUCUUUUGAACGUGCUUACAAGGAGGAUCUCGCAGCCCGGAAGGACGAGAUGGAGCAGAGCGCUGAGGACAUUGGAAGGCUUGUAAGCGCUUUGGAAUCAAGCGAUCAAACUCUGAAGGAGCAGCUAAGCAGCCAGACCAGUGUACUGCAGGGCAUCUUGGAGGUUAUGAAAGACAUUCGGGGUAGAACGUCAUACAGCCCUCCGUAUCAAUCACAGUAUUACGAUUUCCCGGGCCCUAGCAUGAUUCACACAAGUGGUACUUCCUCAAAUGGCCAAGAGAUGCCAUGUCCCUCCCCUUCCAGCCUUCCAUUUCCUUCCCAGCAAUCUGCCACCAGCAAUGGAGAUGUCUCUCCCAGGAAGCGGAUGAAAUGAAGCCAUCAGGCAGAACAGCACUGCUGAUUUAGCGUCCUGGUGGAAACCAAUUCUCCAGUUCUUUGUUCCUGUUAGGACACAUAUAUUGCUUUCCUUACUGCCUUUCUUCUUGCAUAGUUAGAACAUGUUCUCAUCCCCUUACGUGUGUCUCCCCACAACGUUAAGAUUGUGGAAACAGCCGCCAGCAAAUGUACAUCUAGAUUUAUUAUUACUGGGUUUUUUUUAGCGUACCUAUGUUAGUUUUCCUUCCAUCCUGUUUCCAAGGGAAUGCAGUGUUUGAUGUACAAGUAAUAAUUUUUUUAAAACAAAAUUACACACUUAAAACACAUUACCAGGUACCUGUAAGAAGGUAAUCUUUAAAAAGUAAUAAAACUGCACUGUUGUUCCAAGUUGUUCAACAUGUGUUUAAUGAUAAA